GUGGGGGGAAGAGGAGGAGGAGGAGGAGGAGGAGGAGGAUUUGUCGAUAGUAGAGACCAUGCAUAUUUGAGACACACACACACACACACACACACACACACACACACACACACACACACACACACACACACACACACACACACACACACACACACACACACACACCUCAGUUUCUCGCCAGCUGUCAACAUAUACAGACAUACACCGCCCGACGUACACACACACACGCGCACACGCACACGCACACACACACACACAUUUACGUACAAGAGAGAGAAGGAAAGGGAAGAAAAAGGAGUGAAUUUAUAUGAGAAAGAGGAAAAAGAAAGAAAAUAGGAUAAAGGAGGGAAUAGAAAGAGAACUAUUUAAAGGAAAGGCAUAGAUAAAUAAGAGAUAAAAAAGAAAGAAAGAAAGGAAAGAAAAGAGAAAAAAUGUGAUGAUUUUGUGAGAGAAAAAAGACAAAGAAAAAUUGAGAGAAAGAAAGAAAAGGAGAACAAUGGAAUUAUGAAACACGAAUGAAAGUAAAUGAAAGAAAAAUAAAGAAAAUGAAAGAAAAUAUGUAGUGAAAGAAAGAAAAGAGAAAAGAAACAAGGAAUAAAAGUGAGGGCGUGGGAGUCACAGGCGUGGGCGUGGGAACAUGGAGGGAGGAGACGCCCUUAGAGACACCGCCCACAUCCACGCCCUUAUGAUAGAGUAUCUGGAAUGGACUGGAAUGACAGAAAUUUCGGAAUCACUCAAGCUGGAAUGCAAAGAGCGGGGUCUGCCUAUUCAUAGUAGUAGUAGUAGUAGUAGUAGUAGUAGUAGUAGUAGUAGUAGUAUAUCAGACGACCUCCUCUCUUACUACGACCACGGACAGGGAGCAAAAUUCUUCCAGGUGUGGCGGGCGGCGCAGGACAGGUGGGGGGGGCGCCUCUAGUCAAGCCCUGGACACGCUCACUCUCGAAUUUCACCUACAUGUCUACUUCGCCAGCCUGCCUCUCAGACACGGCCAUGUGGAGGACCACCCCGCAGCCAUGGCAGUGUUCCGAAGGUUCCUGGAGUCCUGCCCAGCUCGUCUAGGGGCGGCGCAGGACCUCUUGCCCUUCUACGCUCUGCCCUACGUGUUGGAUCCCCCCUCCCACCCUUCCUUCUCUCACGUCUUCCAGGACUCGUGGGUGAGUGAGGUUAGAGAACGCCUUUCUUCCCUCCUGGCGCGCUACCCCCCAGCUGCUCCCCGCCCCUCCAUCUUUGGCCUUCUCCACAAGCAGCCCUCAAGCGUGGGGCAGGUGGCAGCCGUGGCGGGGCGAGAGACACCUGCCUCCGCCCUCAGGACACACCGCGCCCUCAGGAGAAGACUUCAGCUUCUGCAGGAUGACUACCACAAGCUGAUUGGUGUGGCGUGGGAGCUGAGCAAGGGACUGGAAGGGGCCGUGACAGGUGAGAGGGUGGAUCUGGAGGGGACCCUGGCAGCCUGCACCCACCGCUACCCUGAGCUGUUCUCCCUUACUCUUACUCAUGAUACUACGGCUGGACCCGCCACCAUCCUCAAGGAGUCCAUGGAGAGGUGUAGGUCAAGGCCUUCUCUCAACGCCCCUCUCCCCGCUUUGGACUUCGGCAGGGUGAGGAUUGACCUUGGAGGUGCCCCUGAGACUCACGUACUCCUUCUCCUGCAGGCACUUCGGCAGAGGAUCACACGGGUCACCAGCGGGUCAGUGCGGCAGGCUGUGGUGACGGCCUUCGUGCGGGGGGACGUGGUGGGCCUGCGGGGUGGGUACAGGUCCUGGGCGAGGUUGGCAGGCGCCCUCAGCAGCCCUCAGCCCAGGGUAUUAGGGCAGGCUGUGGCGAGGCUGGUCAACGCCCUCACAGCCUUCUCUGCAGGACGCGCCUACCUCGCCACAGAGGAGGUGUGUGGCGUCCUCCUGGCAGCUCUUAAGGGUGAACCUCUCGAUCCUACUACAGGUGACAUGACCCUUGCCGCGUUGCAGAAACUGUCCAUCAGGCCGGAGGUGCAGGAGUGGCUGGUGGCAGGCGGGGCGGUGGAGUGGCUGGCCUGCACACUACAAGCAGGCCACACGCUACCCACCUAUACACAGGAGUACGCCGCGGCUUUGCUUAUGAACUUAACAUUGAGAAGUGCUGGCCGGGAGAGGUGUCUGCCCCUUAGCCCUACCCUCCUGCCUGCUCUCACCCGCCUGCUGCCUGCUCUGCCUGCCCAUGUCGUGCCCUACAUCACCGGCGCCCUGUUCAGCCUGCUCUCCCACCCCGACCUACGCCAGCACGCCCUUGACACUCACCUGGACGACGCCCUGGAGCACCUGGCCAAGGUGAGCGACACGGACCAAAGAAAACAGUUGGAGUAUAUAGUAGAUCAGCUGAGAAGGGACCCCGCCCCCUCCCCGCCCCCCUCCCCCAACCAGACCCAGGAUGUGGAGGAGGACCCGGAGUGGCUGGAGGAGGAGCUGGAGGCGGGGGAUCCUGUGAAGGCGCCCCCGCACGCCCCUGUGGGAGAGGAGCUGCUGGCGUGGCGUUACACUCUGCACCCGGGUGAGACAGAUGACGAGGACAGGAAGAAAGAGAAUUUUCCUCCAACCAGGUCCGCCCCCGCCCCCCACAUGGAGCCCCGCCCACACACGCCCACACUCCGCCGCCCACACUCAGACAACCUCGUUAUAAGGACACCACGCCUUCAAAAGGAACCGCAAGCAGAGGCAGGCUGGGACUAUCCUGCUGAUGACGAUGAUACCUUCAGGAGGCGAGUAGCAGCAGCAACGGCAGUAGGAGGAGGAGGAGGAGGAGGAGGAGGAGGAGGGUCAUGGUGUGAGAGAAGGGUGAAAGAGUGGUCCUCUCCCCCUCCCCCCCUCGUCCCCCCCACUCAAGAUCCCAGAAAUUUUGAGCAUGUUACCACCCCCGCCUCAGAGUCUGAGGCGGUGGGGAGGAUAAUCAGCGUCCCACCUGAGGCUCCCCCCGCCCCCCUCCACCUCCCUCAGGAUCCCCCACAGGCACUGGAGGAGGGGAGCCACCAGGUUCUCUUUAGGGCGUCACGUGACCUUGCUGAUGACGUCAUCGAAGGAGCGCCGCCCCUCCCCCCUCCCCCCCGCCCCACCCUCGCCACCACCAGCACGGGGAGAGAAGAGGGAAGGGGUGGAGGGGGCGAAGGAGAGGGGAGAUGGGGAGGGGGUGUCGAAGGAGAGGAAAGCACUGCGCACGGCGGGUAAAGGAACACACGAUACAAACAAAGGACUAACGGAAGACCACAAAGCUGCACACGUCAGUAAAGGACCAGACGAGCAUUCUAAAAGACCACAUAGCUAUUUAGACUGCAAAGAGGAAACCAAAGGAAUGCGUGAGACAAACAAAGGACUACAUCUUGACUACAGAGAUACACACGCCAGUAAACAAGGAGAUGAAGAACUUAAGAGAACACAGAGUCAUUUAGACCCCACAGGACAGGAUGAGAAUGAUAAAGGAACAUAUGAUAAAGGCAAAGGGGACAUUGAUGGGUCUAAAGGAUCACAGCCCAGUAGUAAACGACCACAGACUCACUUAGAACCCACAGGACACGAUAAAGAAAGCAAGGAAACGCAAAAUACCCAAGAAAACACGAACAAAGUACUCACAAAUGACUCGAGGACAAAAAGUACCACAGGACACACCGCUGAAGGAGUGAUAAAUGACUCGGGAGGGAAAGACACUCCAGCUUCGGUAAAUGACUCAAUUAAAGGACUGAACAAAGGAAUGGUUAAGGAAUGUAGUCAUUUAGAGCGAGGAAGUGAAAGAAAGGACUCGGGGAAAGGAAUGAAGGAGGGGAGGGGACUGGAAGGAAAGGAGAGUGGGGUAAAGGAUUGUAAAGGAACACAAAGGAGCAACAACAGGACACUUAUUCUUCGUACGGCACCUCCACCCCCCCUCCCUGAACCCCCGGAACCCCCCAAAGGCUACGACGUGGCAGCAUCUCGCCUCAUGCAGCAGCUGGUGGGGGAGACGAGGGAGGUGACGCCCCCCACAGCUGUGCCUGACGGUGAUCCCCUUCUGCGCUCCCUGCCCCCGCCUAAAGUGUCGGAGUACAAAGUAGCCUUCAGCUCACGCCCACGCCUGGCAAGGACGCCCCCGGGAUCUGCAGGCCCCCUCCGCCCCUCCAGCCCACGCCACGUCCUGCCUCCUAUCGCCAGAGCCACCCACGCCCACCCCCGCGCCGCCACCUGACCCAUGGAAGGCGUGGAAAGAAAAUACAUUGAGUUGAAAGGGGCACUGCUCAUAAUACAAGAGUUUGCCUUGAAAAGUUCCCAAGAAUCUCCGUUUUCUGUGAUGUUAGGGAUGGUGUAUGUAAGGUUAUUAGUAGUGUUGGUUUUGUUUUUUAUUGGUUUUAGUUUUGUUUUUAUUGUCAUAUAUUGGAAAAUAUAUAAUGUUUUUGUGUGUAUUAUUAUUAUAGAUAUUGUGUAUUUU
Scylla paramamosain (green mud crab) is the source of this 4422-nucleotide messenger RNA. Its product is annotated as lisH domain-containing protein ARMC9-like. The coding region runs from base 1014 to 3194 and encodes 726 amino acids. The record is from RefSeq and is a predicted model, not a curated record. NCBI's taxonomy places the organism in Eukaryota, Metazoa, Arthropoda, Malacostraca, Decapoda, Portunidae. Gene Ontology annotation, biological process: cilium assembly. The transcript is spliced from 23 exons. Gene Ontology annotation, cellular component: ciliary tip; centriole; ciliary basal body.